Anastrepha obliqua is the source of this 1250-nucleotide messenger RNA. Its product is annotated as fructose-bisphosphate aldolase-like. NCBI's taxonomy places the organism in Eukaryota, Metazoa, Arthropoda, Insecta, Diptera, Tephritidae. Gene Ontology annotation, cellular component: cytosol. The record is from RefSeq and is a predicted model, not a curated record. The transcript is spliced from 4 exons. Gene Ontology annotation, biological process: fructose 1,6-bisphosphate metabolic process; glycolytic process. Bases 116 to 1207 code for a protein of 363 amino acids. Gene Ontology annotation, molecular function: fructose-bisphosphate aldolase activity.
ACUGAGAAAAAAUAUUUCACUUUUGUCUCCCCCUUUCAUCAAAAUUUUAUUGCAAUAAAUAAUAAAAAUUAUUAAUCAAUUUACAAACUAACAAAAUUUUUAGUGACAUACAAUAAUGGGCACAAACUUUAAUUAUAUACCAUGCGCUCUUCAAGAUGAACUCCGAACCAUAGCCAAUGCUAUAGUAGCCCCCGGCAAAGGAAUAUUGGCGGUCGAUGAAUCGCCUGGUUCAAUGGCUAAAAAAUUUUCACCGUAUAACUUACCAAACACCGAGGAGAAUCGACGUAUAUAUCGACAACUUUUGUUUACAACCGAAAAUCUACAGGAACACAUAUCGGGUGCUAUUUUACAUAACGAAACUCUUUACCAGAAAACAGACGACGGAAAGACAUUUGGGGAUCUGCUACGGCAUCGUGGUAUAAUAGUUGGUAUUAAAGUAGAUAAGGGAAUUGUCCCGCUGCCUGGAUCGCUGGAUGAGAGCACUACCGAGGGUCUGGACGAUCUCUAUUGCCGUUGUGGUAAAUAUAAGCGCGAUGGUUGUGAUUUUGCUAAGUGGCGUUGCGUUUUGAAAAUUGGCAAGCAUAUACCCACCUACCAAGCUAUAAUGGAGAACACGAACGUACUCGCACGUUAUGCCUCCAUUUGUCAGUCGCAGGGCAUUGUUCCGAUUGUGGAACCGGAUGUAUUAGUUGAUGGUGAACACGAUAUCAUGAGAGCACAAAAAGUGACGGAAACUGUGUUGGCUGCCCAGUAUAAAGCAUUGAAUGAUCAUCAUGUAUACUUGGAGGGCACGCUUUUGAAACCGAAUAUGAUUACACCCGGACAGAAAUGCUCACGCAGAAACUCGCCCGAAGAAAUAGCCUAUAUAACAGUACAGAGUUUUUUGAGAACAGUACCAGCGGCUGUACCAGGUAUUGUAUUUCUUUCGGGUGGUCAAUCGGAGGAAGAGGCCUCUGUGCAUUUAAAUGCAAUAAACAAUGUAAACUUAAAGCAUCCUUGGGAACUCUCAUUUUCGUAUGGACGUGCACUGCAAGCAUCAGUACUGGAAGCUUGGGCUGGAAAAAAUGAAAACAUUGCACGAGCACAAAAUGAACUUCAAAAACGAGCUAAGGCAAAUGGACUAGCCCGCUAUGGCAAAUACGUCGCUGGCUCUAUACCACCAUUCAAAGCUGAUCAAAGUUUGUUUGUGGAGGAUCAUAAAUACUGAGAAAUAAAGGACAACCUAUACGUAUACACAUGUUUAGAUAAUA